GGGCAGGCAAAACGAUUUCACCAAACGAACUAAACGGAGCUCUUAACGCCUAAAUUAAAAAAUGGGCAUUGGCUAUGGCACCGCCGACGAGGAGCUGGAGAAGCAAAUCGGUUGUGUAAAAUACACAUUAUUCUGUUUCAAUAUUGUGGCAUGGAUGAUAUCGACGGCUCUGUUCGCCCUAUCUGUUUGGCUGCGGGCCGAACCCGGUUUCAAUGAUUGGCUACGGAUUCUGGAAGCUCAGUCGUUCUACAUUGGCGUUUAUAUAUUGAUUGGCAUCAGUAUCAUCAUGAUGGCGGUUACAUUUUUGGGCUGUCUAAGUGCCUUGAUGGAGAACACAUUGGCCCUAUUCGUAUUCAUUGGAACUCAAGUGUUUGGCUUCGUGGCCAUUGUGGCGGGAUCAGCCAUAUUGCUGCAAUACAGCACUAUGAAUUCCAGUCUGCAGCCCUUGUUGAAUGUGUCAUUGCGUCGCUUUGUCUCCACAUCAGAGUACACAUAUUCGAAUGCUGUGCUAACCAUGAUUCAAGAGAAUAUUGGCUGCUGUGGGGCAAGUGGUCCAUGGGAUUAUUUGGAUUUGCAUCAACCGUUGCCAAGCUCCUGCCGGGACACUGUCAGUGGAAAUGCCUUUUUCAACGGCUGCGUUGAUGAGCUUACUUGGUUCUUUGAGGGCAAAUCCUCCUGGAUUGUUGCCCUAGCCAUGACAUUGGGCCUUCUGAACGUUAUCUGUGGGGUAAUGAGUUUCGUGCUGGCUCAGGCAGUCAAAAAAGAGGAGGAGCAGGCCAGCAAUUAUCGCCGUUAAUCAUCCAGGAGGAUCAAGUUGAGACCAUUGUGUGGAGCCAUCUUUUUUUGUAACAUUAACAUUAGCUAAGUUAGAUAUGUAGAACGACCAAACGACACUUUUAAGUAAUUCCAAAGCGAACAAUCAAUAAAAAUCAUCAAAAACAAAA
Molecule: messenger RNA, 944 nt
Organism: Drosophila willistoni
Lineage: Eukaryota; Metazoa; Arthropoda; Insecta; Diptera; Drosophilidae
Gene: Tsp2A
Product: tetraspanin-2A
Exons: 2
Coding region: 62-796 (244 amino acids)
Cellular component (GO): membrane
Source: RefSeq, a predicted model, not a curated record